AUGGUUUCAAAAUUCCAUACCGGCCUUUCACAAGAUCUCUCAUUAAUGUUAAAAGUUGCAGAGGAUUAUAAUAUUAUUAUUAAAGUUGGUGAGAAUCAAGAGUUUCAUGCACAUUCAAAUAUCCUGAGAGCUCGUUCACCUUAUUUCAAAAGUACACUUUCGACCAAUUGGAAUAAUACAAUGGAUAAUAAUGUGAUUGAGAUCAUAAAACCAAAUAUUCAUCCUACCGUUUUCGAGAUCAUCCUCAAGUAUAUUUAUAUUGGCGAAGUGGAUUUAACCAAAAAUUCAGGUGAAGAUAUCCUUGGUCUCUUAGUCGCUUCUUAUGAGCUGCUUCUCGAAGAAUUGUUUAAACAUGUUCAAAAUUAUUUAAUUGAAAAAAAAAAUUUAUGGUUAAACCAAAAUCUCGUUCUUGUACUUCACACGGUUUUUAAACUUGCUAGUUGCAAGAAACUUCAAGAUUACUGCCUUGAUUCCAUCUGCGCAGAUCCUUUACCAUUUUUCACUUCAAAUGAAUUUCCAUCACUUGAAAAAGAUAUUCUUCAUAGCUUGCUUAAACGUGACGACUUACAGAUUGAAGAAUCUGUUGCUUGGGAUCAUUUAAUUAAAUGGGGCGUCAAUCAAACUCCUUGUUUGGGAAGUUCGAAUAGCGAUAGAGCUAAGUGGGAUGACAAAUGUUACGAAGCGUUGAAACAAACCUUAGAGCAAUAUAUUCCUCUUAUUCGAUUUUUAGAUAUCAGCUCUGCGGAUUUUUUUGAUAAAGUCCGUCCUUAUAAAUCUGUUCUUCCUCAUCAAAUUUUCGAAGAAGCUAUGGAAUUUUACAUGAAACAAACUUUACCAAAAACGACAGCCUUAGCAUCACGAAAAACCCCUAUAUUCGAUAAAAGAUAUAAAUUCGAACUUCUUUAUCGUAGUAGUCGAGAUGGACUCAAUGAUCAAUCAUUUGGUAAAAUGUGUAAUGUUCAAGAUCCAUUUAUAGUUUUAGUCAAACAAAAAUCUUCGGAAAAAAUUUAUGGAGGAUAUAAUCCACUCGGUUUUCGUAAUGGAAGUAAAUGUUUUGCAAGUGAAAGUUUUAUAUUUUCUUUUGCAAAUGACAAGGAUAUUACAAAUAUGAAUGUAUGUCAUUUGAAAUACCCUCCCCUCAGGGAAAAAUGCAAAAGGACAGGUUGGCCAUACGACAACUAUUCGAAGGUAACAAGGAGAUACGACACGGAAGAUGAUGAAUGCGAUUAUACAGAUGAUAAUACAAAUAGAUUUAAUUUUGGCAAUACGUUUUAUAUGAAUGGUCAAUAUGUUUAUUUAAUUAAAAACUCUGGCUUUUAUGAUGUAAAUUUUACAAAUUCAACGAAAACUAAAUUUAUCCCGGAGGAAAUUGAAGUCUUUAAAGUGAAAAAUAUAUUUAAUUAA
Funneliformis mosseae is the source of this 1404-nucleotide messenger RNA. The record is from the annotation of a GenBank genome assembly. Lineage: Eukaryota; Fungi; Glomeromycota; Glomeromycetes; Glomerales; Glomeraceae.